GUGACGGCACACCCGUGGCUACGCCCCUGUCCUAUAGGUUUAAGUACAAAUCCUGACAUGAUGACAGAACAAUGUCAUGAUACCUGUAAAGCCUGUCAAAUCACAUUGGUUUGGAUCUGUUAACUGAAAACUACCCCCCUAACCAUAAGUUUGAUAACCGAUUGAAAAUUGUUUUGAUCCAGCAAGACACAGGGACUGGACAUCAGGUAGCUGAUCUCAGUUCAGACAUCAAGUGAAAACGGAAGCAAGUUUCAACAACCAUGCGACCUAAUUUCUUUCCUUUAGUGUUUGUUGGCGUGUUGCUGAUUGGGCUCUUUUAUUUGGGCUUCAACUCCAUCUGGCUAAGUGAUUUCAGGUGCAAUACUCCACAAACAAAUGGCAUCACGAAAGAGAAGCCACAUAAAGACUUGGGAUUGCAUUCAUUACCUGGGUUGUUGUACAAACAGUCCAGUGUCCUGAAUGGUCGAGCAGAUGUCGUUUGUGUGACACCAUGGUUGGCGCCAAUUGUUUGGGAGGGAACCUUUGAUCCUACACUGAUUGACUCUAUCUACAAACAACAGAACAUCACCAUAGCCACCACAAUUUUUGCUUUGGGAAAAUAUACACGUUUUCUCAAAGAUUUUCUGGAGUCAGCUGAGCAGCAUUUUUUUGUUGGAUUUCAGGUACAUUAUUACUUGUUUACAGAUCAACCAGAAGCAGUUCCUGAUAUAAAGUUCGGUGAAGAACGUCAGCUGAAAGUGCAGACAGUCCCGAAAAUGGAUAGGUGGCAGGACAUCAGUAUGGGCAGGAUGGAAAUGAUUGCAAAACUAACUGAGAGUGAACUGGUUAAUGAGGUUGACUACAUUUUCUGCCUUGAUGUGGAUACAAAGUUUUAUGCCCGCUGGAGUGUGGAGGCUUUAGGCAGUCUUGUAGGAGUGAUUCAUCCUUGGUUCUUUAAUUAUCCACGGGAUCAAUUUACCUAUGAACGUAGACCAGAGUCGCAAGCAUUCAUACCGCCUGAAGAAGGCGAUUUUUAUUACGCUGGUGGUGCAUUUGGUGGCUCAAUUCAGGAAGUGCAUAAGCUCACCAAAACCUGCAAUGAGCAGCAGAAAAUUGAUGCUGCUAAAUCCAUUGAGGCAAUAUGGCACGAUGAGUCUCACUUAAACAAGUAUUUUCUAUACAAUAAACCCACUAAGGCGCUCUCACCUGAGUAUCUUUGGCGAAAUAUUAAUGCCCAUUCGGACACCAUAAAAACAAUUCGCUUCUGUAGUGUAGAGAAAGAUGUUGCUGAGGUUCGCCCAAACUUAUAGCCACAGUUAACAAUUGCAGUAUUCACCUGCACUGACCAGCCCCACCUUAUGAAAAUUAACCAUGUUGUAAAAAAAAUCUCAGGAAAAACUGACAUAAAAACACAGAUUUUGACUGUAUAAUAACGAAUGUACAAAAACAGUUUAUAUCUUGAAUUUUACAUAAGAUAUUGUGUAUUUGUACAGCCUUUAAAUGUGUAAUGAAUGAUAUUUACUUGUAUAAAAACAGUCAAAACACCUAUAAAUACUGGUAAACACUACUCAGCCUUUUCAUGUUUAAUAAAUUAUAUUUAUUUGUAUAAAAAGUCAGAACACCUAUAAACACAGGAAAACACAGCUAUAAUUCAGCUGUUUCAUGUUUAAUGAAUGAUAUUUAUAAAAACAGUCAAAACACCUAUAAAUACGGGAAAACACUGCAAUUAUUAUGCUGUAUUAUUUUUAAUAACAGAUUUUUACAGUCAAAUUACCUUUAAAUAUAAUUAAAUACUGCGUAACACAAU
Misgurnus anguillicaudatus (oriental weatherfish) is the source of this 1786-nucleotide messenger RNA. RefSeq names its product histo-blood group ABO system transferase-like. NCBI's taxonomy places the organism in Eukaryota, Metazoa, Chordata, Actinopteri, Cypriniformes, Cobitidae. The record is from RefSeq and is a predicted model, not a curated record. Gene Ontology annotation, biological process: carbohydrate metabolic process. Gene Ontology annotation, cellular component: Golgi apparatus; membrane; vesicle. Gene Ontology annotation, molecular function: hexosyltransferase activity.